This is a messenger RNA of Lacerta agilis (Sand lizard), 2613 nucleotides long. RefSeq names its product transporter 1, ATP binding cassette subfamily B member (gene TAP1). NCBI's taxonomy places the organism in Eukaryota, Metazoa, Chordata, Lepidosauria, Squamata, Lacertidae. Gene Ontology annotation, molecular function: ABC-type oligopeptide transporter activity; ATP binding; ATP hydrolysis activity. Gene Ontology annotation, cellular component: membrane. Gene Ontology annotation, biological process: transmembrane transport. The record is from RefSeq and is a predicted model, not a curated record.
GGAGAAGAUGAAGCCCUCCUGGGUGCCCUGGGUCUGGAUACCCCCAGUGGCGCUCCUGGACUUCUUCACCCUCCGCCUGGCAUGGCACCUGCUGAGGCUGCCCUGGUGGAGCCCCCUGGUGGCGUCCUGGGCCGCCGCCCUGGCACGGUGCCUGCUGCUGACCCUCUCGGCUUGUGCCGCCACCUGCUACGGGGGUCCCGGGGGCCUGGGGACCCUCCAAGACACCCUCCUGCCUGCAGCGCUCCUCCUCAGCUUCCUGGUCCCCUGCUACGCAACCUUGCAAUGCCUGUUUCUGUCUGAAGGGGUCGCCCUAGAGCUGGCGCACAGCUGGGCCCGGCCAGAUGUGUUUGCCCUCAGCUAUGUUGUUGUGGGGGCAUCGGCCCUGUUGUGGCACCACCUGGCCCCCCGCAGGAAGGGGGAGGUGGAGAAGAAACCUUCUGCGUCCUUUUGGCGCCUUGUCGCCACCAUGAGGCCAGAUGCCCUGAGGUUCGUGGCCAUUGCUGUGCUGCUGGUGGUCUCAUCCUUGGGGGAGAUGGCGAUCCCGUACUACACGGGUCAUGUGACCGACUGGAUCACCGGUGAGGCCGACCCCUCUGCCUUCGAGAGAGCUCUCUGGGUGAUGUCCGCCCUCACUAUUGGCAGCGCUCUGGCUGAGUUCCUGUGCGACUAUCUCUACAACACCACCAUGAACCACUUCCACACUCGCUUCCAGAGCAACGUCUUCAGAGCCGUCCUGCGACAGGAAGUCGGCUUCUUCCACGCUAACAAGACAGGGGACAUCACUUCCCGAGUGACAACUGACACGGACACCAUGAGCGAAGCCCUCAGCAGCGACCUCAGCCUGCUGAUGUGGUACCUGAUGCGAGGGGUCUUCCUCUAUGCGAUGAUGCUGUGGCUGUCGGUGCCCUUGACCCUCUUUGUCACGGUGGCCUUGCCCUUCAUCCUGCUGGUGCCAAAGCUCUCUGGGAAAUUUCACCAGAACCUGGCGCUGCAGGUCCAGGAGUCCCUAGCCAAGGCCAACGAAGUGGCCACAGAGACCUUCCAGGCCAUCUCCACCGUCCGCAGCUUUGCCAACGAGGAUGGCGCCGCUCGGCGCUACGACGAGAAGCUGCAGGAGACCUAUAAGCUGAACAAGUGGGAGGCCGUGGCCUACGCGGCCUCCAUGUGGACUAGCGACCUCUCCGGCCUGGCUCUGAAGGUGGGGAUUCUCUACUAUGGAGGGCGUCUGGUCACUUUGGGAAGCGUCAGCAGCGGGGAACUCGUUACGUUUGUCCUCUACGAAAUGGAGUUUUCCACAGCAGUGAGGGUCCUCCUCUCCGUUUCUCCACGUGUACAAAAAGCUGUGGGCUCCUCCGAGAAGCUUUUUGAGUACAUCGACCGGACACCCCAGAUUAGCUCUCCGGGGACGCUAACACCCCAGGAUCUUCAGGGGCACGUUUUGAUGCGAGACGUCUCGUUCUCCUACCCCAGGGAAGGCCCUCCUGUGCUGAAGGGAGUGUCCCUAGAACUGCGCCCUGGCACGGUGACGGCCCUGGUGGGCCCUUCGGGGUCAGGCAAGAGCACCCUUGUGGCUCUGCUGGAGCGGUUCUACGAGCCCCAGAGAGGGCAGGUGACCCUGGAUGGCAGAGAGCUGAGCAAAUACGACCACCGUUUCCUGCAUGAAAAGGUGGCGCUGGUGAGCCAAAGCCCGGUGCUCUUUGCUCGGUCUCUGCACAGGAACAUUGCUUACGGAUUGGGGGAGAAGAGCCGGGAGGAAGUGGAAGGGGUGGCCAGGCGAGUGGGAGCACAUCGAUUCAUUGCCAGGAUGAGCUGCGCUUAUGACACAGGUAGGGGGAGAACGGGGGGCCAGAUCUCCGGCGGCCAAAGGCAGGGGGUCGCCAUUGCCCGGGCUCUGAUCCGAGACCCCCGAGUGCUGAUCUUGGACGAUGCCACAAGUGCCCUCGACAUGGAGAGCCAGCAGCAGGUGGAGAAGGAGAUCUACGAAGGGGAGGCUCGCCACAGGCGCUCUGUCUUGCUCAUCUCCCACCGCCUGCGCAGCGUGGAGCGUGCCGACCGCAUCCUGGUCAUGGAAGAUGGGGAGAUCCAGGAAGAAGGGACCCACCUGGAGCUAAUGGAGAAGAGGGGCGUCUACUGGCAGUUGGUGCAGAGGCAGCAGAAUGGAGUUGAGGGCAACAACGAUGGCUUUGUUGACGUGGGACCACGAGCAUCUAUAGUGGGCUCAGAACUGACGGAGGAUCCCUGGUCUAGACCUCUGUGGUCACUGCCCAUCACUGCCCCCUUUUUGGCAGGAGGGAUGGGGAAAUGCCUGGCAUGUGCCCAAUCCACCAGCCUGCAGCUUGUCACCUCAGCCAAGGCAAAAGAUCUGAGGAGACAUCACCUUGCUAGGACCAAAGGUUCUCUGCUUUGCUGCAGAAGGUCCCGGGUUCAGUCCUCUUGUGAAUAGGUAAAAACACUCCCUUGUCUGAAACCAUGGAGACCUGCUGCUGCCCGCCAGUGUAAACAGUACUGAGAUUGAUGGGCCCAAUGCUCUGACUCCCAUAUGAGGCAGCUUCCUCAGCUCCUAAUCUCUCCGUGAGAAUAGUAAUCAUUAUUUCAAGGCAUCUCCUAUAUCUG